AUGGAAGAGCUCGGAAUUCAAAGUGCAGGAGAGACCCUUGUAGAAGAAAAAAAUUCAAUCAAGUCUUAUGGCGCCCUUAUCUCACAGUUAAGUAAUAAUAAUGUCAGUAAUACCAAUAACACUAGUUCCGAUAUAUAUUUGAAGUUGAAAAGACUCGAGAAGGAGUAUGAACUGCUUACUUUGCAAGGCGAAUAUAUUAAGGAUGAGCAACGUCAUUUGAAGCGUGAGUUAUUGAGAGCCCAAGAGGAGGUUAAAAGGAUCCAAAGUGUACCACUAGUGAUUGGGCAGUUUCUGGAGCCUAUUGACCAGAACACAGGUAUCGUGUCGAGUACGACGGGUAUGAGUUAUGUGGUGAGAAUACUUUCCACCUUAGACCGUGAAUUGUUGAAACCAUCCAUGUCAGUGGCACUUCACCGCCAUUCGAACGCAUUAGUUGAUAUUCUACCACCAGAUUCCGAUUCUAGCAUCUCCAUUAUGGGGCAAAACGAGAAGCCUGAUGUCACAUAUGCGGACGUUGGUGGUCUCGAUAUGCAAAAGCAAGAAAUUAGGGAGGCAGUUGAGUUACCUCUUACUCAAGCAGACUUAUACCAGCAGAUUGGUAUCGAUCCGCCAAGAGGUGUUUUAUUAUAUGGUCCACCAGGUACAGGUAAAACAAUGCUUGUAAAAGCAGUUGCAAAUAGUACGAAAGCAUCUUUCAUCAGGGUUAAUGGUUCUGAAUUUGUACACAAAUACCUGGGAGAAGGUCCCAGAAUGGUAAGAGACGUUUUCAGAUUAGCAAGGGAGAAUUCACCCUCCAUAAUCUUCAUCGACGAAGUCGACUCCAUUGCUACUAAACGUUUCGAUGCUCAGACUGGUUCCGAUAGGGAAGUUCAACGUAUUUUGAUCGAGCUGUUAACUCAGAUGGACGGUUUUGACCAGUCGACGAACGUAAAAGUUAUCAUGGCCACCAAUAGAGCUGAUACACUAGACCCAGCAUUAUUAAGACCAGGUAGAUUGGAUAGAAAAAUAGAAUUUCCAUCACUACGUGAUAGGCGUGAACGUCGUCUAAUCUUUGGUACAAUUGCAGCAAAGAUGUCGCUAGCGCCAGAAGCCGAUUUAGAUUCAUUAAUUAUAAGAAACGAUUCUUUAUCAGGUGCGGUGAUCGCUGCUAUUAUGCAGGAAGCGGGCCUAAGGGCUGUAAGGAAAAACAGAUAUGUCAUUCUGCAAAGUGAUCUGGAAGAAGCAUAUGCCUCCCAAGUGAAAACGGAUAGCGAUGUCGAUAAGUUCGAUUUCUACAAAUAA
Messenger RNA from Zygotorulaspora mrakii, 1281 nucleotides. It is a transcript of the gene RPT3, whose product is annotated as proteasome regulatory particle base subunit RPT3. The record is from RefSeq and is a predicted model, not a curated record. The transcript has a single exon. The coding region runs from base 1 to 1281 and encodes 426 amino acids. NCBI's taxonomy places the organism in Eukaryota, Fungi, Ascomycota, Saccharomycetes, Saccharomycetales, Saccharomycetaceae. Gene Ontology annotation, cellular component: proteasome regulatory particle, base subcomplex. Gene Ontology annotation, molecular function: ATP binding; ATP hydrolysis activity; proteasome-activating activity. Gene Ontology annotation, biological process: proteasome-mediated ubiquitin-dependent protein catabolic process.